UGAACCUAACUGGCAGAGGGCGUGUCACCAUGGAGGACUUUGAGCUGCUUAAAGUACUAGGCACGGGCGCGUACGGAAAAGUUUUCCUGGUACGUAAGCGAAACGGCAGGGACGUGGGUAAACUGUACGCCCUGAAGCAGCUGAAGAAAGCCACCAUCGUCCAGAAGACCAAGACAACAGAACACACCAGGACAGAGAGACAGGUCCUGGAGGCAAUCAGGCAAUCCCCCUUCCUCGUCACACUGCAUUAUGCAUUCCAGACAGACUCCAAGCUUAAUCUCAUUUUAGAUUUUGUGAACGGAGGGGAAAUGUUCACUCACCUUUACCAGCGUGAACACUUCACUGAACACGAAGUCAGGAUUUACAUUGGUGAAAUCACUCUAGCCCUGGAGACCUUGCACAAGCUUGGCAUAAUCUAUCGCGACAUCAAGCUGGAGAACAUCCUUCUAGACUCUGAUGGCCACAUUGUCCUGACAGACUUUGGUCUCAGUAAAGAGUUUCUGCCCACAGACCCUACUCAUCGAACGUAUUCAUUCUGUGGCACCAUUGAGUACAUGGCCCCUGAGGUGGUCAAAGGUGGACAUCUGGGGCAUGAUUUUGCUGUAGACUGGUGGUCCCUGGGUGUGUUGACCUAUGAACUUCUCACUGGAGCUUCACCUUUCACAGUGGACGGGGAAAAAAAUUCACAGUCUGAAAUUUCUAAGCGCAUCCAGAAAUGUAACCCCCCCUACCCUAGUCACUUCUCCCGUGAGGUCAAGGACCUGAUACAGAAGCUCUUGACCAAAGACCCAACCAAAAGAUUGGGGUCAAGAAAUGCUGAGGAAGUCAAGAGGCAUCCAUUCUUCAAAACUCUAAACUGGGAUGAUCUAGCCCAGAAGAAGGUGCCAGCUCCCUUUGUGCCCAGUAUUCGCCAUGAGAUGGACCUGAGCAACUUCUCUGAGGAGUUCACCAGAAUGGACGCCACUGAGUCCCCCGCCAUCAUCCCCAACAUGGGGGAGAAGCUGUUUAAGGGCUACUCCUACGUUGCUCCGUCCAUCAUCUUCACAGAGAACUCAGUCAGUGCUGACCUCUUGCACAUCAACAAAGAACAACAACCUGAUGACGCCACCAUCUUUACCGCUAGUCAUUUUAAGAACUCGCCAUUCUUUCAAAAGUAUGAGCUAGAUAUGAGGGUGCCUGUAUUGGGGGAUGGUACUUUUUCUAUAUGCAGAAAAUGCCGUAACAUGUCGACCAAUCAGGAGUUUGCUGUGAAAAUUGUCAGUCGUCGAAUCAAUUGUAAUCGAGAGGUCCAUCUCCUGAGUCAUUGUCAGGGUCAUCCAAACAUUGUCCAGCUGAUUGAUGUCAUGGUUGAUGAUUACCAUACCUAUAUAGUGAUGGAGCUGUUGAAAGGGGGAGAACUCCUGGCCAGACUGAGACAGAAGAAAGUGUUCACUGAGGUUGAGGCAAGUGAGUUGAUGUGGAAGCUGGUUAAGGCUGUGGAGUUUAUGCACAGUAGGGGAGUGGUGCAUCGGGAUCUUAAGCCAGAGAACCUUCUGUUUGUCGACAAGUCUGAGAAAGCUGAGCUGAAAAUCGUGGACUUUGGUUUUGCCACGAUGAACCCCAAGAACGAGACCAUGAUGACCCCAUGUUUCACCCUGCCGUACAGCGCCCCUGAGGUCUUGAAACAGAUCACAAACCGUAAAGAUGGCUACGAUGAGAGUUGUGAUUUGUGGAGUCUGGGUGUCAUUUUGUACUCCAUGCUGUCAGGCAAGGCACCCUUCCAGAACUCCAAUGGGCCAGACAAUGCCAUGAAUAUAAUGCAGCGCAUCAAGGACGGCUUGUUUGACCUGAGUGGCCCAGAGUGGAAUGACGUCUCAGCCCCAGCCAAACAGCUGAUCCAGGGCUUACUGACAGUGGAGCCCAAGGAAAGAAUCUGCAUGCACGACCUGCUGAAACACAAGUGGCUGCGGAAGAACGUCAAGUCUCCCAUAUCCAGCAUGCCCCUCAGGACCCCCGGGGUCCUCAGCUCACACAACAACGCAGUCAAGGACCAGAUCAACUGCACGAUGGAAGCUUUCCACCAGGCCACCAGAGACGGCUUCCGCCUUCAAGAAGUUGCCACCGCGCCCUUGGCCAAACGGCGGAAGCAGAAGAAGAACUCGCUGGACCGGAGCAGCUCCACAGACAGCAAUAACUCCAGCUCCACCACCUCGUCGUGCGGGGCCAGGAAAUCCCCGGCCAGGCAGUCCCCAGUCCGGGCCCUGUCCAGAAACUCCAGUGCCUCCAGUAUCUCCCAGAGCUCCGUCUGCAGCAUGGGCUUCGUCCCCAACAUCACCAACAACCCUUCACCUUUGGCCUCCAUGAGAUCCACCCCCGACAUCACCCAGACCGCGACCUGCGCCAACAACAACAACAUCGUCCUCACACCAGCCACAUCCCAUGGGUUUACCUCCAUCGCACCCCAACCCACUUCUCACACCGCCCCCACCCCCAUAUCCCCAAUUCACAUUCCCUCGAUCGACAGCGUAGAGGAUGUCGAGGACUCGACCAAGUCCCCACCUGUCAAAGGAAAGCGUGGGAGCAGAAAAAACAAUAACAAUAUCAUUCCCCCCUCCAGGCUUACAAGAGGGCAGAAAAGGAAAAUGGAGUCGUCUUCAGUUGAGGAAGACGAUCACGAUGAAGACGACUGUGUGAUUGUAGAAAGGAAUUACAUCAAGCCAGGGAAGGGAGCAUUCAAGCGUUUGAAAUCUGAAACAAUUGUGAUAGACUGA
Molecule: messenger RNA, 2750 nt
Organism: Physella acuta
Lineage: Eukaryota; Metazoa; Mollusca; Gastropoda; Physidae
Product: ribosomal protein S6 kinase alpha-5
Biological process (GO): protein phosphorylation
Molecular function (GO): protein serine/threonine kinase activity; ATP binding
Source: RefSeq, a predicted model, not a curated record